GAAGGGUUUCUUCAGGUUUUCUUUGGCUGACCGAGUCCAGCGACUAACAAUUCAAAUCCUUUGUUCGCCAAGGUUUUAUUGAUAUUUGUUUCGGUUUAUUGAGGUUAGGACGGGUCGGGCAGCGUUCCUCUAAGGCAAACCAACGCCACCAUCAGUUGACUGAAAGAAAGACAUGCAUGCAAUUAUUUUUUUGGGGAACAAUCUACUGGGGGAAUAAAGUAGUUAUUUGAUGUAGGACACAUUUUUUUGCCUGCCAAAGGUAAACCGCAUCUGUAAAAAAAAAAAAAAAAAUCCUGUCAGUUCUAUUGACACAGGGGUCACGAUGAUAUUACUUAGUACAGAAGUCAUUCGGGCAUCGAUGGUAGACAUUACGAGCAUACAUUAAGUGAGCGACGGUGACUGACUGGAUCAAACGGAGUGACUUACCGAGACCAAACCAAUGAGAUGAAGUUAUUGUAACCUUAAACGAAUACCAUUGGACACAUCGACUGCUGAUCAAUUUGCAAAGCCAAUCAAAGACAUUGUCCCCGCCCACUCCAAUGUAUCCCGCCUCCGAGGUUUCUGGACUCCACCUGAUAGCCCUGGAAAGAGUAAGAAAGACCGGCGGCCAACUUUUUGAUAGCUUACAAACUAGGCUAAGAUGCCCCUUUCCCCGGACCCCAUGAACCUGUGUUCAUGUGAAACGCUUCAGUAUGAAUAAAGAAAAUGUGCGGAGUGAAAUGGACCUGGCAUCUGGAUCAGCCAAGCGCUAUGGGUCAUCAAGGAGUAUCGUGCGAAGAAUAGCUACAAGUCUGCCUCUUAAACCCUGUCCCAGAGUCCAGUUCCAGCUGAACUCCUAUGCAGAGGACGGCAGCUACCUGAGAGCCCCCACCAGACAGAACUUCCUGGUCACCUCCCUCGCUGACGUGGGCUGGAUCGCCCGAGAAGACGAUGAUGAGGAGGAUGAAGAAUACUUUGACAUGCCGAGGCCAGGGCCUUCAACAGGGCUGGUGUUUCGAUUGUCCCAGCCUCAGUCCCCCAAGGUGCCCAUGGCCCGGCCCCGGUCGCUACCCAGCCUGCACCAGGUGGACCCGGACCCCCAGGGCCCGGCCGCCAGCAACAACGAGGCCAAUCGGAAGAUCAGCGCCCUGGAGGAGGAGCUGGCCAAGCUGAGGGUGCAGAUCGCACAGAUUGUCCUGGCCCAGGAGAGGAGCACGCAGUCAGCUCCCGCCGCUGUUCCAGCAACUCCCCAGGCCUUCGGGGCCCCCCCACCACCCCCGCCCCCGCCCCCACCACCUCCUCCUCCUCCCCCUCUCCCUCCUCCGGCCCACGUGCUCCAGAGGACCUUCUCAGCCAUGGACCUGAUCAAGGCGCGCCGGGGGAAGAAGCUGGAGAGCGGCCCGGCGGCCCCGGAGCCCAAAACGGCCCCCAGCAUGCUCGACGUGCUGAAGGACAUGGGCCAGGUGAAGCUGCGCUCGGUCAAAAGGGGGGGGGAGGCCAAGGCCAGCCAGCCCAUGGACGCCGCCUCCCUCAUCGCUCAGGCCCUGAAGCGCAAGUUCGCCCACCGCCACCGUCACGACAGCGGAGCCGAGGACGACGGGGAAUUCACACUGCCUAUCCCAGACGCCAAACCGCCGGUCCAGACGCCCUCGUUCGGCCAGCACUUGUUGAAAUCCAGCGCCAAAAGGAAGUGGGACUGAGCGGCGCCCUCCCCCACGUCGAGGGGCCGUGUUGGGGACCAGAGCUCCGCCUCGGGUGGCUCCUUGUCUCACCCGCCUUCAAGUGUCGGCCCUUCUCCCACUCGCAGAGAGAAGGCAGUAGGUCAUUCUGAACGGGCUCAGCCUGCAGCAGAUGGGGGGGGGGCUCCAUAAACCCAUCGUAUGUCCCAAAGGUUGCACCUGACGGUCCCUUCCAGCAUGAAAGCCGGUUAUUUUUGCACUUUGUUUAUUUAUGUACUGUUGCGGCACAACAGUGUUUGUUUGUUUGUUUGACGCAAGUUUCUUUCUGAUAUUUAUCAUUGUGUGUUUCGUUAAUGCAAACAGACUGAAGGAAUUAAAGUACCAGUUGUGUCAUUUUAAGGUGAGGCAGCACCACUUUUUACUGGCAUCAUUUGUAAUGGUAAUGAGUAACUAUUCCCUGUGGGUCUUUCAGAAGGUGUGUUUUCUGCAUGCCCAGUCUAAGGGGGACAUGGCAGAGGAAAGGGAGCAGUAUUGUUAUCAUAUAACACUUGGUAGUCUUUUUAAUUCAUCAUUAAUAUAAGUUAAAUCUAGUUUUUGUUUAACACCGAUUAUGCCUAGAUUUUUGAUUAGGUCAUUGUCCAAUCAAAGCAUGCAUUCUACUCAUUUGAUAGUUUUGGACUUCUGCGUUGAAGUUGAGCAGACUUGAGUUCAGUGUUUCCCUCUGUACUAGUUUCAAGGCCCAGAAGGAGCAGGAACUAUGUGGCCAUGUUGGAGUUUUGUACCGUUGAGACAUUUAACGUCUCUCCUAAUUGUGUUCUGUACUUCACAGCCAAAUAACUUCUACAUCAGUUUUCCAGAAGCAUUGUUUUAUUGCCAACUGCUAGUUGAAUCUUUUCUUUCUAAAUGUAUCUUUGUUUAAUGAUUUAUUGUGGACGCUUUCAAAGGAGAGUAAUUAAUAUUGUAUUGGACACUAUCAAUGUAGAUCUUUCAUUACGUACUGACAAUAAAGUAUUUUGAUUGCUAGAAAAGGGUCCCACAGUGAGUUCAUGUUGAGGUUCUUCUGCUUUAGCAGGCCUACACCUCUUACUCACUGAAAACCAUCCAUUAAAGAGCCUCAUUCUAAUGCUAGUUUUUCACCGUUCAAUUACCUUGGUAUGCAAUGUUGACACCAAAGCUUAAUUAAAUGUGGGGCUUGUCUUGACUUCUAGAUCACAGUAGCACAGCAGUUCAUAGAUCACACACCAACACUGUUAUGACUGAUCACUGCCAGUGAGGUUGUUUCAAGUCAUGAUUUUAAAGGGAAGUAAACUGUUGGAGGUAUCUCAAAUGUUCACUGAAAUGUUUGCCAGUAACUGACAAAUGAUGAAUAAAUAAUAACUGAAGUUUUUGUGCUCAAUGGUCUCCUUAAUCGUAUCUUCUCUCGAGGCAGUGCCCUUACUGUGCAAAUACAAUUGAAAAUAACUGAACUUUUGCCUAAUCUUGGCAAGCAGGAAUAUCAACUGCCUUAAAAUACAAAACUCAAUGUUUUAUUUAUUUAUUAGUAAAAUAAGAACUGCAACAGGCGUGUAUCAAAAAGAUCAAUACGGCAAAGCCUUUACAAAAUCUGGCUCGACACAAGUCUUUCCCAAAAGAAUGUUUCUUUUUAAAUGUAUCUUUGUUUAAUGAUUUAUUGUGGACGUUUUCAAAGGAGAGUAAUUAAUAUUGUAUUGGACAGACACUAUCAAUGUCGAUCUUUCAUUAAGUACUGACAAAGUAUUUUGAUUGCUAGAAAAGGGUCCCACAGCGAGUUCAUGUUGAGGUUCUUCUGCUUUAGCAGGCCUACACCUCUUACUCACUGAAAACCAUCCAUUAAAGACCCUCAUUCUAAUGCUAGUUUUUCACCGUUCAAUUACCUUGGUUUGCAAUGUUGACACCAAAGCUUAAUUAAAUGUGGGGCUUGUCUUGACUUCUAGAUCACAGCAGCACAGCAGUUCAUAGAUCACACACCAACACUUAUGACUGAUCACUGCCAGUGAGGUUGUUUCAAGUCAUGAUUUUAAAGGGAAGUAAACUGUUGGAGGUAUCUCAAAUGUUCACUGAAAUGUUUGCCAGUAACUGACAAAUGAUGAAUAAAUAACUGAAGUUUUUGUGCUCAA
Gadus chalcogrammus (walleye pollock) is the source of this 3793-nucleotide messenger RNA. RefSeq names its product mitochondrial fission regulator 1 (gene mtfr1). NCBI's taxonomy places the organism in Eukaryota, Metazoa, Chordata, Actinopteri, Gadiformes, Gadidae. Bases 693 to 1679 code for a protein of 328 amino acids. The record is from RefSeq and is a predicted model, not a curated record. The transcript has 8 exons. Gene Ontology annotation, biological process: mitochondrial fission; aerobic respiration. Gene Ontology annotation, cellular component: mitochondrion.